Nematostella vectensis (starlet sea anemone) is the source of this 911-nucleotide messenger RNA. RefSeq names its product histone H4. The transcript has a single exon. Lineage: Eukaryota; Metazoa; Cnidaria; Anthozoa; Actiniaria; Edwardsiidae. Gene Ontology annotation, molecular function: protein heterodimerization activity; structural constituent of chromatin; DNA binding. The record is from RefSeq and is a predicted model, not a curated record. Bases 26 to 337 code for a protein of 103 amino acids. Gene Ontology annotation, cellular component: nucleosome. Gene Ontology annotation, biological process: nucleosome assembly.
AUUCGGUUUUGAAUUCACGAUCAUCAUGUCUGGUCGCGGCAAAGGAGGAAAAGGUCUAGGAAAGGGAGGCGCGAAGCGUCAUCGCAAGAUCCUUCGGGAUAACAUCCAGGGCAUCACCAAGCCCGCCAUUCGUCGUCUCGCUCGCCGUGGUGGAGUCAAGCGAAUCUCUGGCCUUAUCUACGAAGAGACCCGUGGCGUUCUCAAAGUCUUCCUUGAGAACGUCAUCCGUGAUGCGGUCACCUACACCGAGCACGCCAAGCGCAAGACUGUCACCGCCAUGGACGUGGUCUACGCUCUGAAGCGACAAGGCCGAACCCUGUACGGAUUCGGCGGCUAGACUAUCUAGUCAACUUUAACAAACAACGGCUCUUUUAGGAGCCACCACAUGCAACGAAAGUCAUGAUCGAACGCAUUCAAAUAUUCCUAGUCCCAGGCGUUCUUACCGGGUUUCCUGUGCUCAGAGAUAAACCGUGAGGUAGCCGGGGGCCUGGGACGAUCUCACCCACAGAACGCCUAGUGAAAUUCGCUAAAAAGUUCCUGAUUUCUCAAAACGGUCCCUGAUUUUACAUUGCCUACGCAUCGACCUCACGGCUUAGAUAUUUGUCAUUUCACGACUUAGGGCUUGUUGACCGAGAAAGGAAAGCAUCCUCUGCACAUCUGGAGGUUUGUUUGCUGCUUUUUCCAUCGUAAAAGUUUGCACGAAGCUACGAAUUUUGCAGAAAAUUGAAUCGAGACUUGUUUUGAUCGUCGCUGGAAUCUACUCCGCAUUUGUCAAAAUCUUCCCCAUGCCACUUUCCUCUUGUUACAGCUAAGUUGUUCUCAUUUGUAUUUCUUUUUAUUUCUUCUGCGAGUUAUGUUUCCAUGUAUUACUAAAGUUAUUUUAAUAAAUGUGGAGAAGUCAAGAAUCGAAA